Anastrepha obliqua is the source of this 7551-nucleotide messenger RNA. RefSeq lists its product as uncharacterized. The coding region runs from base 1149 to 6233 and encodes 1694 amino acids. The transcript is spliced from 10 exons. Gene Ontology annotation, biological process: regulation of transcription by RNA polymerase II. Gene Ontology annotation, cellular component: nucleus. Lineage: Eukaryota; Metazoa; Arthropoda; Insecta; Diptera; Tephritidae. The record is from RefSeq and is a predicted model, not a curated record.
GUGCUAGGUUCGCGGAAUAUUGGUUAAGAAAAAUCUAAUAAACUGCUUUAAAAUUUAGUAAGUGUUGAAAUAAUAUAUACAAAAAUGUGCAGUACAUAACAAAGAAAAUAAAUACCAUUCAUAGAAAGAGUUAUUAGUCUAAGAAAACACUACAAAAGAGAUGAUGCAUGAAUAGCUUUUACUGAAAAGGUGUUUUGGUUAAGAAAGUGUAGAAAUAAAGGGAAUCGUGUGAAAAUCUGGCAAAGCGGGUGCAGCAAAUAACCGAAAAAGUAGCGUAACGAAUGAAGGUGGAUGGCACAACCGAAAUUAGCCUAAAGGGAAAAAUACCGAAAGGCGAAAAUGCGUGAACUGCAUAAACGAAUCUUUUCGCCGUACUGAAGAAUCAAGAAGUAAUAUAUCUAUCGCGGAUGAAUGAGUGAAAGAAAUGUAUACUGACCCCGUGUCAGUCUUUUUGUGUUAGUGUGAGUGAGUACAUGCUAUAUUGAACUGAUGUAAACAAGAAUUUUUGCAAAAGGAAGAAUUGUACGAAAACAAAUUAAAACGUGAUGAGUAAAAUGUGAUUUUGGGGAAGUCUCUAUAGUGGCGUUCCAGAAAUCUUGUUUGAAAAAUGUGAUCAGUUUAAAUAUGUGCCAACGGGAAUUGUCCAGAUUAUUUAUUUGUAAAGUAUAAGUUAAUACCGUAUAUAUAAUUCAUGAAUGCAUUAUUUUAUGAAAUCGCAGUUUUUUAUCAAUGUGAAAGCGUGUAAAAGGCUAACAAUUAGGAUAUAGAAAAUCCAUUACCUUGUUCCAGCUUCGAAAUGCACAAAUAUUAAAAAAACUAUAAAAAAAAACAUUUUAUUUGAUAUCCUAACUCCUUUUGCAAUAAACCAAAUAUUAAACGCUGAGGAGCAAAGAAACUGACAGUUCGAAGGCGCUCUGUCAUCCAUUCAGCUGCUUUCUGUCGUGUUUACUGCUCGUUCUUUACCUUUUUUCGCCUUCUGUUACGUAGAGGGAUCAAGAGGAAAUAAAAAAGGGAAAAAGUUGCCGGAGUAGAAGCAGAAAAAGGAAACGAAUUGUGUAUAGGUAAUAUCCUAAAUGCUUACUUACUAAAAUAAAAUACCAGUUAUUGGAGAAUCUUUGAAUUUAAUCAGGAUCAACGAAUAAGGUGAAAUGUCUAACAAUAACCCGCAUGGACACAUAAGCCAACCGACGCAAAACCCUUCAUGGAAUCAUUUGCAAAUACCAUCGUAUAUACCGAGGCAGCCACAGUUGGCGCACAUGUCCAACGAACGUCCCAUGGUGCGAUCACCAUCGGCAUGGCAUGCGCCGGCACCGCCACCGGAUUCCCUAUAUAAUUUCAUGUCGGCCAAUCAUAAAAAUCUCGAACAUCAGAUGAACACGCUGCUGCCACGUUCAUUACUACCCCCAUUCGACUCGAUGGACUUAUCACUUCAAUCAAGUCGUAGUUCCAGUUCACCUCUGAACAAGGCAGGUGGUCAUGCGCCCGGUAUGCUGCCACAUGAAUAUGGCGGUCAUAAACAUGCAACUACGCCACAGCCAUCAGGACCACCACCACCGCAUCAGCAUCAACAACAUCCACACCAGCAGCAGCAGCAGCAACAACAACAGCAGCAGCAGCAAGGUCAAUCACAAUUGCAUGGACCAAAUAGUUACCCGAUUCAUAAUUUAUCAUCGAAUUCACCCUCUAGUUUAGCGCAACAGCAACACCAACAACAAUCACAAUCUCAACAUGCACAUCAUUCGCAACUAUCUGCGCUGCAAUCAUCGCCUGCCACGCAUGGCAUGCAAAGUGCUACACCCCAAUCUCCAGCAUCGCCAGCUGCAAGCCAGGGUCCGGGGAAAUAUAUGAAUACGAAUGGCAACGAUUGCGAAGGAAUGUUACCACCUAGUUCCACAAAUCCUGGUGGUCCAACGUCGGUGGGUGGCAACAAUAAUAAUGGUGGCGGAAGUGGUGGCACCGGCAAUGGCGGUGGUAGCGGUGGUGGUCCGAGCCCUGUACAUCCGUACAUGCGCGAACCAAAUGAUGCGCCAACACAUAUGGGCGACAGUUAUGGAAAGGUAUCUCAUUUGGCACGCAACUAUGAGACUGAUUUGCAGUCCAAGGGUGCUAGUUCCAAGCCAGUUGAGUUGGUUAGCAAAGAUUGUAAUUAUCCCUCGCUUAUAUCAAAUAAAAUGCCGUCACAUACACAGCAAACGCAGCAGCAGCAUCAACAGUCACAAGUUUCUCCCAAGAAACACUCGCCAAUGCGCACCUAUCAUGCACAACAGCAGCACCAACAUCAUCAUCAACAGCAGCAGCAACAACAACAGCACCAGUCAUCGUUUAACAAUCCCUCACAAUCCACAAUGAAACACAAUGGCCCGCACACACCGCCAACACCACAGUCUCCAGUUAUGCAUCAACAAUCUGGCGGACCUUUGCAUGGCAUGGACUACAAUCAAAUGCAUUUGCAGCAGCAGCCGCCGCCGCAGAGCACUUACCCACAUCAGCAACAGCAACAUAUGUCGCAGCACUUGCCACCUCCACCACCACAGCAUGCUCUACACUACCCACCACACCCGCACGCACAUCCACAUUCACACAGCUUGCUGCCACAGCAAUCGGCACACCAGCAACAACAACCAACGUCACAAUUGUCGCAACAGAACCAGCCACAUCAUGUGUCAACGCAACAGCAACACAUACAUCCGCCAAUGCAUCAAACGCAACAACAUCAUCACCAAGUUUCGCCACGCAUGCACCAACACCACCAACAUCAGCAACAGCAACAACAAUCCAUGCAACCGCAGCAACAGAAUUCGUCGCCACCGAUGCGUCAUACUUUGAGUGCCCAUUUACACCGCACUAACUCCAGCAAUGUAACGCGUCCGGAUGAUAUGGCUCCUGUUGCAUCGAAUGCAUCAAACACCUCAUCAUACAAUAUGCAUUCAACUGAAAAGAAGAAAUCUUCACCGCUCGGCGAAAACGCCGUGAUAGCUGAUCUUUCACCUGCAGCUAUUGACACCACUGCUAAUAUUCCUUUUUCAACGAGCGGGGCCUGUGCGCCAAGUUGCAUACCUGACAGCGCUGAAUCACCGUCUCCGGAAGCAGUGUCAUCACAUUGCGAAUCGUUGGACUCAAAUAGCAAUAGCAGUGGUGGUGGAGGCGCUAGUUUUCGACAGCGUUUACAAAAACGGGGCAGCAUCGAAGCCAAGUCUUCAGGCACUGAGCAUGAAGCUGCUGAUUUUGGCAAUGUUAUAAUGCCGGCACAGGGUAGAGGAGAUGCUCUACAACGGCGGCAGCAAUUGCCACGGAAUAACAUUCCUAGAACUCCAAAGUCUUCACCACCGGAACAAAUGAGACGUUCGCCCCGAAAGGCUGAUAGCAAAUCACCUACAAGCAAUUUAACUAAAUCACCUCCCACUGCAACGGCAAACUUGGGUACACCAUUCUCACUGCAAGAAAAAAUGCCAACGGCCUCUACACCAUCUUCGCCAACAAGCCAGACAAUGGAGAAUGGUCGCAUACCUACAGCCAGCACAGAUACAAACUCGCUACGAACUAUGGCCGAAGCGUUUGCAGACUCGGAAGUGGAAACAAUUGAUAAAAUCAGCGCCAUGAUUGCCAGUACUGCAAACGAUAGUACACCGAAUAUGGAUGCGAAUAGCAAUUCAAGUGUCAAGAGUAUCGGUGAACGAGAGAACAGUGUUAUUAGCAGCGGCAGCCCAAAAACCAAAAAACAGCGACAAGCGCUAAAACUGCGCAAUGCCUCGGAAUACAACUCCAAUUCGAACGGCUCAAGCAAUUCAUAUGGCGCUAUUGGAAACGCACCAAGCAGGUGUAUGACAAUGAGUGAUAAUGCUGUCGCAGUUGAUGAAUUGCGGAAAGAACUAAUGCGAUCAGAAUUGCAGCAAACGGAUGAGACUAACGGCAUGAAAUCAGCAGUCACGCAUUCCACAAAAACUGAUCGCGAUAGCGCUGCCAGCAUAAGCAUUGAGACAGAAACCGAUACGCGAAUUCGUCAUCCACCACCGCUGAGCCCGCAAAGCAAUAGUCACAGCAGCAGCAGUUCGUCGAGCAGUUCAAGUUGCAGCAACUCCAGUCACAGCAGCAUUGGCAGCAAAACAGCAACAAAGGCAGGGAAAGUGUCAGGAAGUCAGUGCACCGUUAUCGCUUCGACGGGAUCAGCCGUUGAGGAUGCAAACAAGACAACGCGGCAGGCUCAAACCGACAACAAAACUUCGUCAACAUUAGCCGACAAUGAGCCAUUGAAUUUGAAUACACUCAAAGCUGACACAGUAACAGCUUCGUUUGAGGAGGUGGAAAAUAAGUUGGAGGAAAUGUUCGCCGGCAUUGAGGAUGAGCCAAUUAUACCAGAGCCCGAAGAUAUUGUUUCGCAGGCCCCUGCCAAUGCGACCGAGGUGGUGCGCGAUUUAAGCUUGGCAUUGGAGUUAUCCACAAAUACCAGCACACAACACAGUGCCCCAGCAUCUGAUGAGGCAAUGGAGUUGAACCAAUCUGUGAAUGCUUGUGUUAAGGAUAUGAGUGCGCCGCUGCAUGUGCGUACUGAUGGUCCACCUCCAACGAAGGCCGCCAAAAAAUCCACACUACCUAGUCCUGUGCGCAAACCAGCUGUUGAAACGCCACCUGAUGGUUCUUCAGCUUCAGCGGGAGCUGUGCAGAAUGCGGACGAAAAGAAGAUUGCAAAGGAGAGUGAUGCAGCAUUAGCUGCUGUUGGCAGGCGAAAUGGUCCGCCACGUCGUCGCCUCUCAGUUGCUAUGGAUCCAGCAAAUUUGCGCAUUAUGUUGGGGGAGGAACCUGACUUUACGGAAACACGUCCGCAACGCGCGAAACGCGCAGCCGCAUCUAAAAGGAAUAACAAUAACACUGAUAACAGCGGCGACCAUAGCAAAGAAGUCAUAUGCUUAGAUGAUGAUGACGAUCAGCCGAGCACUUCUGCCGCUGCAGCCGCAGCCUUAGCGGCUAAGACGAUGGUCGCUAGCACAGCCAAAGAAGCAGCAUCGCAUGCAGUCGGUGGAAGCGGUACCAAUGCGAAAGCAACACCCAAAAACGCUAAAGGCGGCAAAACGCAGGAUACGCGCAAACGACCCAGUCGCGCUAAUGAUGUUGGCAAGAAUGGUGGUAAGAAGAAGUUGACGGGGAAGCAGCAGCAGCGGCGUAAACAACAGCAAAAUUCGUCCGAAGAUGAAGCGCCAGCUGCUCCGACGUCUUCUGCCGUCGCGGAGCAAAUAAAAAAUAAAUCCCCAUUUAUCUUGGUCAAACGGGAUGGUAGCAUAAGUGUGGUGAAUGCGCCAUUGAAUGCUGAAGAUGUAAACGAAAAGCACUCGGGCUCGCGGCUGACCAAGAAGCCUGCAGGUGCUGCCGGAUAUGCGCACGAUAGGAAAAACCUGCGGGGUCUGCACUCGUCCACGCUGAGCAAUAAAUACGAUGCAGAUACUACUGAUUCAACGUGGAUUUGUGUAUUUUGCAAGCGGGGUCCUCAUCGCAUGGGGCUAGGAGACUUAUUCGGACCCUACCUGGUCACAGUCGACUGUGAGGAGUAUAAAGCGGCGGUAAAAGCGCCUGAUGCACUUGAUUUGGAUGCGAUUUUCGUUAGCAAGCGGAGGCGUAUUGAUAUGGUUCAGACAAAUCCGCGUAAUCUGCCUGUGAUGGCUGCUAAAAACAGCGCAGCGGAAAUAGGCACAACUAUUGGCGCAACGCGUACAAGCGUUGGGAAAAAGAAAUCUAUGGACACAAGUAUGCCUGGAGCUCUGAAUUCCCUUGUACCAGUCAUUGACCCACUCGACUGCAGCGCAGAUGAAGCAUUGCAGCAUAAUUUCCUUGGCAUGAGCAAAGUUUCGGAAACAAGCUAUGAAGUGUGGCUGCAUGAGGACUGUAUUGUUUGGGCACCUGACGUAUUUCUAGUCGGCGUACGUGUCAUGGGGCUCGAUGCAGCGGUCUGGAAUAGCACUCACUACCAUUGUACGUUGUGCAGCAAGCCGGGUGCGAUUGUUUGUUGCCUGCAGCGCGAGUGUAAGGCGACAGCACAUGUGCCAUGUGCACGAGAGGCCGGCUGGAACUUAAAUGAGUCGACAAUGAAUGUGCACUGUCAGCAGCAUGCGACUACUAAUGCAGUGCAAACAACCGUGGCAGCAACAACAACAAUAACCACUCCUGCUGUAACAACCUCAGCUGCGGUACACGAACUGCAGGCUGCAAGCAGCGCACGUCAAUCUGAUUUAAAAAAUUCUUGAGAAACGCAGGUGAGCGAGAGUCGCCGUCCACAUUCCCGUGCACAUCAGCGUGCGCGUCGUCAACGUUGCUUAACGACGCCAUCGCAACGUCGAAACAAAAUGCAGCAAAAUUAAGCAAACGUCAAACCCGCAACAGCGUUGCAUUUAAAUUUAAGGGAUGAGGAGUAAAAGAGCAUCGAGUGAAUGUAAACGAACGAGGCCUGUUUUGACAGUGCUUUGGCUAUUGGUAAUCUGCUACACAUUCGUUAGUUUUAAGCGUAAAACAUUUUAAGGUUUUGUAAUAGAAGUGUAUAUUAUUAGAAACUUGGAUUUUGCAAACGAAUUGUACUACUCAUUAAGCUGAACGCUACUAUUACAGCAUCAGACCGGCCAAGGAAGCAAGGCCAUAAUAAUUGGCAAAAAGCUUGAAUUUAAUUAGCCACUGGGAAAAUUUUGAGCAAUGAAAGAUUGUUAAUUGUUUAAUCGUUACAAAAACUUUCGCAUGCGUUUAUUCAGCAACCAUUCUGGUACAUUUCGAAAAGCAAAAAUAAGUGACUAAUUUUUAUUAAUAUCUUUUGUUGUAUUAAAAUUUUACAUUUAGUUUUUAAUAUUAGUUUUUUUACAUAGAUAUUUUAUAUAACACAUAAGCAGGCGAACAUGCCUACGCACAUACAUUUACAUAUAUUAUGACAUACCUAUAAGCUAUUUGUAUAUAAAUAAUAGUAAUUGAGUUAGAAUCUAUGAGUGAUUGCAGUAGAAAAGCGAUUUUUAUUAUGGUAGCUCGCAGCGGGGCGAUUAUUACGUAUAUGUAAUAAUAAAUGAUCAAAACAGUAAGAAAAAUAGUUUUUAAUAAAUAUGCGGUUGCUAGUGCGAAAGACUAUGAUUGAUGCUAAAUUAUUUGAAAAUACCAAAAUUCAUAUCCUGAUCUACAAAAGAUAGCCAAACAAAUCCUUAAUAGAAGAAACCAAGUUUUUAUACUGAUUUGAAGUUGGAAUUAGGCAAUUGUGUCACAGAGCAAAUGUGGUUUUGUGCUUUCACAUACAUAUUUAUGAUAAUAGUAAUAAAGCUUAUUGUAAAAAAAAAAAUAAUAGUGCUGAGUUUCCCACUUGGCUGAUGAGUGUUUAAGUUUUUAGUUCAAAACAAGUAAAUAAAAAAAAAAAUGGUGGUGAUAGAAAAAUCGGAUAAAACGCAAUUAUGUUAUUGUAAUGAUGGCUAUUAAAUUUGCCUAUAUAAUUAGUACAUUCAAAGCUAUCCGCUGGGAACUAUUUUAUCCUCAUCCUCACUCAUCCUUUAAUGCAAAAUACUUUAAGUGAUGAAAUUGAAACGUGACCUUCUCUGC